AUGCGGUGUGCUUCUCACGGUUUGCAGAGAAUAUUCCACAGCAAUUGCUUUCAACGUGCGGCGCUGGCGUUUUUCUCCAAUGAUACGAGGGCACCAACGUUGGUGGAGCAGAGACGAGCCUCCACUCAGUUUUCCAACUCUUUAUCUUCUUCUUCUUCUUGUGAGUCCAGUGUAAUGUCUCCAGCGCCGUCAGGACACCAGCCAAGCAUUGAUAACAGCGGUACGGUGAGGUCGAACGAAAAUAAAACGAAGGGCCCCAGGCAACGCACGGAUAGUGGCGGAGCGUCAGUCAAAUACAAGACGAGUCGGAAACCGCUGCCGAGUAUCAAAGUCAAGAAGCGCUCCCCAUGGGGGAUGCAGCAACUACGUGACUCGUGGAGUGCCGACGCCAUGACGAAGGGUGAGAAGGAGAACAUGAGUGAACGGAUCCACCGAGAGUAUCGCUAUCAUCCCGAGGAGUUUCGCCGUCAUCAUAUUAAAUUAGCCGCUUUUUUGGCGUUUCCUGCACUUAUCGUUGGGACCUUUGGCGGCUAUUACUGCCAUACAGGUCGGCCUCUAUGGGAAGGUGAUCCACAGUACCUGUUGAACGUGAUUAGGCAGAUGGAUACCUCACCGCGUAGUAAGUUAUACCCCUAUAUUCUUGAGGGAACAGAGGAGCUUCCUGUGCAUGUGCGGGCGUAUCGUGAAAAGAAUUGGGAAAAACGUCUUGCCCUAGAGGGUGUCAUUCUUGGGCGGGUGGAGAAAGAGCAUCAGCAAGGCGUGGUUUGA
Molecule: messenger RNA, 768 nt
Organism: Trypanosoma cruzi
Lineage: Eukaryota; Euglenozoa; Kinetoplastea; Trypanosomatida; Trypanosomatidae
Exons: 1
Coding region: 1-768 (255 amino acids)
Source: RefSeq, a predicted model, not a curated record